Molecule: messenger RNA, 1746 nt
Organism: Chelmon rostratus (copperband butterflyfish)
Lineage: Eukaryota; Metazoa; Chordata; Actinopteri; Chaetodontiformes; Chaetodontidae
Product: transmembrane 6 superfamily member 1-like
Exons: 10
Coding region: 179-1285 (368 amino acids)
Cellular component (GO): lysosomal membrane
Source: RefSeq, a predicted model, not a curated record
ACCGAGCACAUACUGCAUGCAGAAGCUGCAAGUUGUUUGCAUUGUUGGACUCCCCGCGACUUCUCCCCAUCCCUUGAAACAUGAGGCACAGAUUGCACGUGAGAGUUUCCUGCGUCUGAACUAUUUUAAAACAAUUCUCAAUUCUCGCUCAAGGUGAUUCGCUCAUACCUGGUCCGCAAUGAGCGCGUCUGCAGGCACGGGGGUGUUCGUGCUCUCCUUGACGUCCAUCCCCAUCUGCUACUUAUUUAAUUCCCUCAUUUACAGCAACAGUGCUGAAGCUUUCUUCUUCGCUGGGUGUACAACAGUCGUCAUCCUGGUCAUUUCGGCCCGUUUCAUGCUCAAGAAAAAGGCUCCAGUAGAUCCUCUUUUCUAUGUGUACGCAGUGUUUGCAUUCCUCAGUGUGGUGAACCUGAUCAUCGGGCUGGAGCAGGACAACAUCAUUGAUGGAUUUGUGACGUUUUUCCUCAAAGUGGCAGAUCCACACAUUAAGACAGCACAUGGACACAUGAUCUCCUACUGGGAUGGCUGUGUGCACUAUCUCAUGUAUCUGCUCAUGAUUGCUGCCAUAACUUGGGGGGACAGCUAUCGAGCCAUUGGACUCUACUGGGUGGGAUCUUUUCUCAUGAGUGCCAUAGUCUACAUUCUUGGGAAUGCUGUGGGGAAAUAUGGGACCCAGGAUGGCCUCUUCCUCCUCCACAUGCUGUAUAUCUCAGUGUCUGUCUGGGCCUGCUUCCGCAUCUUCAGCCAGCCCUCCACACAGGAUGUUCAGGCAACAAGCAUCCCGGAGGCUGAAAGAAAAAGUUUCCUCCACAGACCUCUGGACUUACUGUUCAUUAUCUACCUCAUCCCUGCUUUUGCGUUCUGUGUCUUCAGAGGCCUGAUUGUUCUGGACUGUUCCAGCAAAUGGUGUCGAGAUUACACACUGCAGUACGAGCCUUACCUGAAAGACCCUUCAGCCUAUCCAAAAGUACAGAUGCUGAUGAGCAUGCUGUACUCUGGACCGUACUACAUCAUUACUCUCUAUGGACUGAUGGUCCCGGGAUGUGAGUGGAUGCCAGAUCUGACUCUUGUACACUCGGGAGCAGUGGCACAGGCCCAGUUCUCUCAUAUCGGUGCGUCUCUUCACACACGGACUCCGUUCUCCUUCAGAGUGCCGGCUGCCAGCCAGCCCGUCUUCUUGCUGGUCAACGUCCUGUACGCUGUGGUGCCUCAGGCUCUGUGCUACCGCUGCCGCACGCGGCCGGCCUUCUUCCUCAAGCCAACGCCAGAUAAGAAGGCAGAAUGACAGAGAGGGAGUGGCAGUGAUGUCGAGGAUGCCUAGAUAAAAGGCUGAAGGACUUGCAAAGUACUGGUCUGUGUUUGCAGUUAUUAGCAGUUGCUACUUUUGGAAAGGGAGCUGCUAUGAGGGCAGUGGAGGUAUUAGAAACAUGACAAAAUACUCAAGUGUCAAACAGAGUUUGUGUCAUUUAUAUUCUGCUGCUUAUUUUGAAAACGUGAACAGAAAUUAAAAAGCUGAAAGUGUGUUUGUGUAAAGCAACAGCGAAGGCACAGGAGGGCACACUCAGAGCCCCAGUACAGAUGCUUUAGUGCUUUAAAACUUGUGUGUGAGAUUCAAACUACUUGACAGUACUUAUUGUUCUUAUAUUUUUUUUUUUUGUUUACAAAAACUGCUCUCUUGUUGACACUGAGGUUUCUGUGCAGUGCCUUUUUGGCAGUGGGUCGGCAAAUAAAUAAAUUGUGUACGUG